This is a messenger RNA of Talaromyces rugulosus, 2403 nucleotides long. RefSeq lists its product as uncharacterized. Gene Ontology annotation, biological process: regulation of DNA-templated transcription. The transcript has 5 exons. The coding region runs from base 1 to 2403 and encodes 800 amino acids. The record is from RefSeq and is a predicted model, not a curated record. Gene Ontology annotation, molecular function: zinc ion binding; DNA-binding transcription factor activity, RNA polymerase II-specific. Lineage: Eukaryota; Fungi; Ascomycota; Eurotiomycetes; Eurotiales; Trichocomaceae.
AUGGACCGCGAGACCACCACCGCGACCACCACCUCCGAUACGGCCACCGGCGGCCUCGACUCCAGCUUCCUCGAUCGCUGGGAUCUCUCCAGCAACCAGAACCACGCCAAUCCUCCUUUUGCCUGGGACAAACACGCGCUCGACAACUUGCCCGAGUUGGAUCCCUACCAGGACUCCAACGAGGGCGAUGCCGAGCUGCUCGAUUUGAUCUCCGCGCAGGGCCCGCCCAGUCGCGACAGCCUCAUCGACUCGGCCAGCCUUGACUUUAGUGGCUCUGUCGGCCUGUCAGACGGCGUCAGCUAUAUUGGCGGCACCUUCAGCCCGCAAACACACCCCACCGUCGACGACUCGUCGCUCGCCGACAAUGUCUGGAACCAAUUCCAGCUCCCCUCGAACAUGGGGCUGGUCAUGCCUUUGGACGCGACCUACGCGAACAACUACACAAAAGAAUCUGCCGAUCCGAACGAGGCCGUGAUUAUUGACGAUGGCGAGCUGGGAAUGCGCGGCAUCUAUCCAGACUACCACCAUCACCACCACCAACAGCAGCAGCAGCAGCAGCAGCAGCAACAUGCCCUGUCAUCCUUUCACCAGAUGCACUCGUCGGUUCCCUACGGCAACGCCAGAUGGCAAGAUCAGAACCCGUUCGUCCAAACCCACUUUCCCAUCUCGCCGCCGCUGGAGGCCCAGCCCGAAAAAGACUUUCGGAUGAACCACCAGCAGUGGUUUACCAAUGCUGAGCUGCCCCAGCCUGCCAAGCUGUCGGAUGAAUACUCUCGGCUGUCGCAAGAUCCGUCUGCAUACAGCGAUGCCCAGCCUGUAAAGCUGGAAGAUGCAAACAGUUCACGCAGCUCGUCGGUGCCCGAGAACAUCUCGUCCGUCUUUGAUACCUAUUCGAUCGGCACGAGCGAUAUCUCCACUGGCGCAGAACACUCUGUCAAAGAUGACUUGUAUGUCGUUGAUUAUGACGAGCCUUCUCCAAAGGACGAUGCCGCAGAGACAUCCCCCAAAGUCAGUGGCUUCAUGGUUAGUCAGGACGCGUCAGACAUUUCAUCCGAUUCUCUCGAGGAUGAAAACCAAACUAUUCCUGCCUCUGGUCCGCGACGUCCCCCUGCCUCCGUUAUACGUAGACGCAAACAGCGAGGCUCGGUCGCCAGCAUUGAGCAGAUCCAUAAUCCACGGCCACUGCAGAUUGUCCAAGAAGAUGGUCUGGGCGGUGCCAUAUCCUCUGAAGAUUUUGUAUCUCCGCCGCGAGGUGCCCGUCGCAAGGGUCCUCUGACUAUCGUGGGCCGGGCCAAUGCCGGCUUGCGGCGAAAGAACAAGGAUACCUGCGUGCAAUGCCGUCUCAACAAACGCAAGUGUGAUGGCAGCGCUCCUUGCGAUGCAUGCCGACCGACUCUUCAUGAACAGCCUUGUGCGCGCGCUUGCUUUACCAAUAUUGUCGAAUAUGGCACUUGUAAUUACAUAUCUCAACGGGCCAUCAACCACAUCACAAAGGAUGGACUCGACCAGAGGGUGCGAAUCGAGAUUCCAUCCGCAUUCGAUCUUCAGCGUCUUCUCUCUUUCUUGGGCGAACGACGCGGUAAAUUCAACAUUCGCGCCAGCCAGUCGUGGGGAUCGCUGUAUGUCUUGGAUCUGGGAGAGACGUACAAGUUCUUGAAAGGGUUGAGCGACUACAGCGACAAUUCGCAGUCGACUUUCCUCGAGUUUAUUGACCACCGCAUCAUUGACUCCAAGGACAAGUCCAAGAACUGGCUCAGCUGUGUAAAAGAUUGUGAUCCCAUGAACAACGUCUAUCAACUUCUUUCUCAAUGGAACAACAUGCCAAGUCGGGCCUCGUACAGCUUUGUGUCGUUGGACGGGACAUCUGAAGACCAGCUGAUGGAUGUCAGCAACCCGGAAGACCGCAAGGACAUUCUCCUCGCAGCCCAGUUGUCUCGUAUCUUCUGCCGCAUGCUCGAGGUGGAAGGCUUCCGCAAGCUAGAACGGGACUUUUAUAACAUCAAAUGGAAGCGCAUCUCGCUCGACGCGCAUUUGCGAUUCCUCGAGGAGCUUGGCCACAUUCUGCUGUCCCUGCGCUGGCGCGUGUCCUGGUGGCGGCGCCUGGGUGACGGCGGCCAGAGCCCAGAUCCGAGCCAGCAGCACUAUGUCGACCGGGUGGACCAUCUCUGCCAGAUUCUCUAUGUGUACUACACGAGCGUUCUCGCCAAGCUCCCGGCAUGGACAGCCCCGGACCGGCUGAAGGGGAAAUGGUCUCGGUAUGCAGACACUGAAAAGGACAUCUGGGACGACUUUCCGGCCGACAGCUCGGAGAAUGGGUUCUACCAGUGGAUGGCUCACGGCCAGGAACUGAUCGAGCAGGCCGGUAGUCCACACCACGUGUCCAGCCGAAUCUCGAAAGCUUGA